Messenger RNA from Vitis riparia (riverbank grape), 3110 nucleotides. Its product is annotated as protein SMAX1-LIKE 3-like. NCBI's taxonomy places the organism in Eukaryota, Viridiplantae, Streptophyta, Magnoliopsida, Vitales, Vitaceae. The transcript has 3 exons. The coding region runs from base 252 to 2840 and encodes 862 amino acids. The record is from RefSeq and is a predicted model, not a curated record.
GGCAUAAACCACAUUCAUAUUAAUAUUCACACACUCUCUUCAUGAUCUUGUGUCCUCACACUGAAUUAUAUACACCAGAUACAUACUUGUAGAUAUAGGCAACUGCACAACCCACCAUAAUUACAGUAGUCUUGCUAUCCAAAUGAAACCCAUUAACUAGGCCAAAUCCAUUGAGAGGCUUUCCUUGAUCUCUUUGGCAGCUGCUAUACAUAUCCUCUGAGAAAGAGAGUAGCAAUUCUCAACUCAGGAAGAUGAGAGCAGGAGUUUGCAGUGUACAGCAGGUUCUAACUGCUGAUGCAGCAAGCAUGGUCAAACAAGCAGUUACCCUUGCUAGGCGGCGAGGUCAUGCCCAAGUUACUCCUCUUCAUGUGGCCAGUGUCAUGCUUGCUUCCUCCUCUGGUCUUCUCCGCUCUGCUUGCCUACGAUCCCACUCUCAUCCCCUGCAGUGCAAGGCUCUGGAGCUCUGCUUCAAUGUGGCGCUCAACCGCCUCCCUGCCUCCUCAUCAAGCCCCCUAUUAGCUCCUCAUUCCUCUCACCCUUCCUUGUCCAAUGCCUUGGUUGCAGCCUUCAAGCGUGCACAGGCUCACCAGCGCCGUGCCUCCAUCGAAAACCAGCAACAACCCAUUCUAGCUCUCAAAGUAGAGAUAGAACAGCUCAUAAUCUCCAUCCUACAUGACCCAAGUGUUAGUAGAGUCAUGAGAGAGGCUGGUUUCUCUAGUACCCAAUUGAGAACCAACAUAGAACAAGCUGUCUCUUUGGAUGUUUGUUCUCAAAGCCCUGCUGUGAGUAGCCUUUCUAAGGAAAGUAACAACCCUCCUCUAUUACUCGGUACUAAUGUGUCCCAAUCUUCAACAUUUAUUCAGUUUGGAGUAACUCUGAACAAUCCAUUUGACGAAGCUCAGGAAGAAGAUGUAAAGAGUCUUUUGGACGCAUUUACAAGCAAAAGAAGGAGAAACACUGUUGUUGUAGGAGAGACUCUGGCCAGUGCUGAGGGUGUAGUUAGAGGGCUGAUGAACAAGUUUGAGAGAGGAGAUGUCCCUGGAGAUCUGAGGUAUGUGCAGUUUAUAAGCCUUCCUCUCUUCUCUUUAAAGAAUCUCUCCAAGGAGGAGGUUGAACAGAAGCUUGUGAAGCUGAAUUGCCUUCUGAAAACCUAUGUGUGUAGAGGGGUGGUUUUGUAUUUGGGUGAUCUCAAAUGGGUCUCUGAGUUUGAGUCAAAUUAUGGUGAGAGGAGAAACUACUGCUCUCCUGUGGAGCACAUAAUCAUGGAGCUCGGAAGAAUGAUGUGUGGAAUUGGGGAUAGAGGACGAAUGUGGCUUUUGGGGACUGCAACCUUCCAAACUUACAUGAGAUGCAAAGCAGGCCAUCCUUCUUUGGAGACUAUUUGGGAACUUCAUCCUCUUACUAUUCCUGUUGGCAGCUUGGGCCUCGGUCUCAAUCUUGACAGCAAUUUGCAGGGCCGGUUCCAAAGUAAGGCAUCUGGAGAUGGGACUUCUUGGUCACUUCUUCAAAGUGGAGAUAAGCACCUUACUUGCAGCACAAAUUGCUCUGAUAAUUUUGACAAAGAAUCUCAAAGUAUAGCAUGCAGUUUUCGCAAUGGCGAGUCCACCACCACCAUCACCACUUCCACCAGCUCAAGCUUGCCUUCAUGGCUCCAAAAAGAGAAAAGAAGAAAGAUCAUGGACGAUCAGGAAUGUGUCCAAGUCAGAGAUCUCUGCAACAAAUGGAACUCGUUUUGCAGCUCAGUCCACAAAAAGGCCCACAGUACUGAGAAAGCCCUGAAUUUUUCUUCACCAUCUCCUUCCUCCACUUCCAUCUCCUCCUAUGACCAAUGCAGCCCUAAUCUGCAACAGAACCACCUAAGUUGGCCAGUCAUCAUUGAGCCGAAACCACCUCUGAAAGAACACCAGUUCUGGAUAUCUGAAAAUGUUGAUGAAGGCCUUGAACCCAAGUUCAGUAUGCACAUAGCAGAGAGAAAUUUUCCAAUACCAGAUCUUUUAUCAAAUCCUAACUCUUCCCCUAAUUCAGCUUCUUCUAGUGAGGCAAUAGAGGAUGGAGAGGGUCUUUAUGGUUUCAAAGAGCUUAAUGCGGAGAAUCUGAGAAUCUUAUGCAAUGCAUUGGAGAGAAGGGUUCCAUGGCAGAAGGAUAUCAUUCCUGAAAUAGCAAGCACCAUUCUUGAAUGCAGGUCAGGAACACUGAGAGGAAAAAACAAGUUGAAGCAGAGGGAGGACAAGGAAGAAACUUGGCUGCUCUUCUUAGGAGUUGACUUUCAAGGCAAAGAGAAGAUUGCAAGGGAGAUAGCUAAGCUUGUUUUUGGCUCUCAGAGCAAGUUCAUCUCAAUUGGUCUGAGCAGUUUAGGAUCAACAAGAGCUGAUUCCACCGAGGAUUUCCUAAGCAAACAAGCAAGAGACGAGCCUGUUGGUAGUUAUCUUGAGAAAUUCGCUGAAGCGGUGCAUGAGAAUCCUCACAGAGUGUUCUUCAUAGAAGAUGUGGAGCAACUAGAUUACACUUCUCAAAUGGGGAUUAAGAGAGGAAUUGAGAGUGGAAGAAUACAAAUUGCUGGAGGUGAAGCAUUUCCUCUUGAGGAUGCCAUUAUCAUAUUCAGUUGUGAAAGCUUCAGCUCAGUAUCAAGAGCCAGCUCUCCUCCACCCAUGGGGCUAAAAUCUGGAGAGAAUGAGGAAAAAGACCGGGACAAUGAGUUGGAGAAGAGAAGCCCAUGUGUGUCUCUAGAUCUGAAUCUUUCAGCUGAAGAUGAUCAAGAAUAUGGACAAAACUCGGUUGCAGACACUGGGGUUCUGGAUUCUGUGGACAGGCAGUUUAUUUUCAAAAUUCAAGAGUUGUGAGAGGAGGUGGCCAAUGACGAGUUCUUCCAUGGUGCAUUCUUUCUUUUUUUUUCCUUUCCUGUGUCUUUUCCUUUAUUUAUUUUUUUUCUUUUUUGGUUCGGGUUGGGGAGAAAAUAGAAAGAAUUUAGUUGAAUUUUAGGAAAAAGGUUUCUGGGGUAAUACUGGAUGAAUGGGGUUAGAACAUAGGAGUUGGAAACAUUGUAGAAGUACAUGUAUAGUAAUAUAUUUGUGUUGUUGGUAUAUGAAUCUUUUAGUGGUGCUUCUUUGGGA